AAAAAUAAUCCCACUCGGGCCGAACCAGCUUUAAAAUCUUACCAAUGCUUCAGUGAUUUCAAGUGUGCUGCAGUUGCAAAACCUAGGGUUAAGCCUUCUUCUGAGUUGUGAGCUUUUCAGCGGUUUUUCCCACAAUGGUUCUUCAGAAUGAUAUUGAUUUGCUGAACCCUCCAGCUGAGUUGGAGAAGAGAAAGCACAAGCUUAAGCGUCUUGUUCAGUCUCCAAAUUCUUUCUUCAUGGAUGUGAAGUGUCAGGGUUGCUUCAACAUAACAACUGUGUUUAGCCACUCUCAAACAGUUGUGGUAUGCGGUAACUGCCAGACUGUGUUGUGCCAACCAACGGGUGGACGGGCGAGGUUAACUGAAGGUUGCUCUUUUAGGAAGAAGGGAGACUGAAAUGCUUCAUUUUUCAUGAUUGAAGAGUUUCGGCUGUUAGGUUUUUGAUAUGUAACCAGUUUUAGUUAUGAUUAUUAAUUUUGUUAACUAUAUCUCUCUGCCUUCUCAAGACAUGCUAGUACCACCCAAUCUUGAAUUUUUCUUUAAUGAAGUGGAUGAUGUGGUUUUGUUGGAUAUAUAUUUUUAUAACAAUUUUCCUUACUGAAGUGGAUAUGAUUUAAUUUGGAUA
This is a messenger RNA of Cajanus cajan (pigeon pea), 624 nucleotides long. RefSeq names its product small ribosomal subunit protein eS27y. Gene Ontology annotation, cellular component: ribosome. The record is from RefSeq and is a predicted model, not a curated record. Gene Ontology annotation, molecular function: structural constituent of ribosome. Gene Ontology annotation, biological process: translation. Lineage: Eukaryota; Viridiplantae; Streptophyta; Magnoliopsida; Fabales; Fabaceae.